Messenger RNA from Pocillopora verrucosa, 2511 nucleotides. RefSeq names its product flavin reductase (NADPH)-like. Lineage: Eukaryota; Metazoa; Cnidaria; Anthozoa; Scleractinia; Pocilloporidae. The record is from RefSeq and is a predicted model, not a curated record.
UUCAACAUGGCGGACGAAAUUGAAGUUCGGAUGCCAUUGAAACUUGUUGUCUUUGGUGGAUCUGGGUUAACAGGCAAGGAAGUGGUGACUCAGGCACUAGAUCGUGGCCAUCAUGUUACAGCGAUAGUUAGAUCUCCGGAGAAAAUACAAGAACGGCAUCCCAACUUAGAGCUAGUUAGAGGCGAUGCUUGUGAAUUGGAGAGUUUUUCUGCAGCACUGGAGGGGAAGGAUGCUGUAAUUUCUUGUCUAGGAGUUUUUGCAAGUAUCUUCAACCCAACAACUUUUUACUCAGAGUCCAUGUUUGCCAUUUUGGAAGGAAUGAAAAGGAAUGGAGUGAAAAGACUUGCAGUAAUGACAGCAUGGUGCACUCAGCCAGGCCCAAACAAUCGUUGGCUGGCAGAUUGGAUAGUCAACCCCCUGUUCCUGAGUGGAAUGAUAAAAGACAUGACCACUAUGGAGAAAAUGAUCGAGAAAACUAACCCACAGGAGUUGAACUACACAAUAAUCAGACCUUGUGGAUUAACUAAUGGUAAACGCACUGGAAUGUAUAAAGUCGAAGAGGGACAAUGUAACACAGGCACAAACAUAUGGAUGUGUCGGGCAGAUGUGGCGGAAUUCAUGCUAAAAGUUUUGGACAGUAGCGAGUACGACAGAAGAGGAUUCGCUUUGGGCGGGUUAUAGAAGAGCAGAUGGAUAACCAAGCAAUGUAUCCCGGUAGCUCUAAUGUAAAGAUGCAUCUACAUUAUGUGCCAUAUUGAUAUGUCACGUCAAUUUAUUAGACACGAGAUCUUUUAGGCCAAUUUUUUUUUUAUAAGGGCAGAAGUCUGCGCUAAUAUGGAUGAUUGCAAACUCUGCAACAACAAAACCAACAACGAUAGCGACAUAUUUGUUCUUUUACAUAUUUUCAUGAAAAUUUGAAGUCAGCCUGCACUUAGCGAGGAUAGUUAAAGUGCAACCUACACAAAAAGUGUAACCUACACAAAAAAUCAUAGAACUCAAGACAACACUGCAAAUAUCAUGAUAAAUAGAUUUAUGAAAAAAUUUGCAGGGUAAAUGUUACAAAGAUGUCGAUUACAGAAAUUUGUCAAUGAAUUAAAAGUAUUAGUCGAUAAUAAGUCGAUCACAGCGAUUGUUUUGAUCAUAACUCUCAAUUUUCGAGCCAUGUCCACGAAUCUCGUUUUAAGUUAAACUAAAAUAGAUAUAACAUGAAAUACAUGUCGGGAAGAAUUACAAUAAUGACCGCUAUAUAACGGAGAGAUCAGUUAAAGAAACGGGUACAACUAGAUACCGUGGGGAAAAUGAGCGCUGAAAAAUGAUUAACCUAAAAAAGCUAGGCGGUUAAACAGGGGGGUAUAAGUUAGACUCGUUGUAGUCAAGAGAAACGAACUGGUUGAAAAUUGUAAAUUUUGUCACUUACUAGUAAAUAUAGAUCGGAAAUACGUCGAGGCGUUUUGAGGCAAACUCUGAAGCCUCCAUGACAGAAGCGCAGGUUAAAACCCAUCUUCCACCUUAGCCUAGAGUAGUUUUUCAAGAUCCAUUGUAGACGGUGUGAUUUUGUAUGCUAUUCCAAACGGAAAGAUCACAGAAGAUCAUAAGAGACGCGUUUUACGAAAAUACACAGAGAAGGCUUUCGCCAUGCUCGAUUGUAAUUCAACAAGUUGCGGUUCAUGGCCGCGGCUUUCACCGCCACAGAUGUUUGAAAUAAGAAUUGAGUUUAUAAAAAGAAAAUUGUGUAUAAUGAAUGAUUGACUAAAGAAUUUGGUUAUGGAAAAGUGAACAAACACACAGCGUGGGAACAACUUGAUAGGUAGUCGGUUGAAUAAGCAUAAGAAUUAGAUAUGGAAUAGCUGAAGUCAGGAAUGAAACUGUAGGUGAAAAUCGGGACCAUUUGUCACUUACUCGUAACAAUUAGAUGGUACUUUUAGUCGUUUCGGCGAACUUUUAAGCCGUCCAUGACCAAAGCUGUAGAUAAAAACCGCUGGUAUAGCAUCUGGGUUAGUGGUCAAGGUCAUUAGCAAACAGUGCGUUUUUGUUUGCUGUGGUUAAACGGAAAGAUAACGGCGAAGCGGAUUUCCGAACUCUAAAAUGCUUUCUUGAUGCUUUAUCAUUAUCCUUGAGUGUCAUUUCAACAGUAGAAUGUGGGUUUUGACCACGUAAAAGUGUUCGUCCUUGAGCAACCGUCGCUUCAACAUCUUUUCCUUGAAACUUGGAUGUCUGUGAAAGAUCUGAGCGUAGGAAAUGGCUUUAAGUCAUCGCAGAAGUCUGAAGUCACGCGCAGACAGUUUGUCAUUGUUUUAUUUUUUAACUUUUAUUUUUAGUAUUUAAUUGGCACGCUUAGCUUUCUCGAAACUGAUGAAGGCUUUAGAGUCCGCUAAAACGUUUUGAAGUACCACUCAGUUAGUGCAAGUCAAUGAUGAAAAACAACUACUGUCAACUUGGAGUGUAAGUUAAUGAAGAAAGGGAGGAGGGAAGUUAGCUUCUAGAUGUGAAGAACAGGCAGUUGAUUAAAAA